AUGGACACGACAACGGCGCACGCGGGGCUGAAGCAGCGCCAUCCGUCGCCUUCCGUCCCCGCCCAAGAGAAGCACUCCAACGGCCGACCUAAGCUGGCUGGGCGCGCCCACUCCAACCACCCCGCGGGCAGGGUCAAGCAUGGCGCCCUCAUGCAGUUCCUGCGCAUGUGCGCCUUUGCCGUCUACUUCGCCAGCAGCAUCUUCGCCAUCUUCAUCACCCAGGCCAUCGGCCUCCCGCUCUACUACUACAGCAGGGACCUCUUCUACGCCUGGAUGGCCAUGACCAAGCAGCACUUUGGCAUCGUCACCACCACCAUGACCUACUGGUGGGCCCCCGUCAAGAUGAGAGUCAGCGGCGACGCCAGCGUGCGAGGCCAGCUCCGCAGCUCCGACGACGGCCGCAUAGAGUGCGACUUCCCAGAGCGCAUCGUCCUCGUCUCCAACCACCAGAUCUACACCGACUGGGUCUACCUCUGGUGGAUCGCCUACACCUCCUCCAUGCACGGCCACCUGUACAUCAUCCUCAAAGAGUCCAUCCGCUACAUCCCCGUCCUCGGCACCGGCAUGAUGCUCUACGGCUUCAUCUUCCUCUCCCGCAAGUGGGCCACCGACAAGGAGCGCUUCCAGUACCGCCUGAAGAAGCUCAGCGCCCGUCACGACGCCGCCGUCACAGCCGCCAACCCCAAAGGCCUGAAUCCCAUGUGGCUGCUCAUCUUCCCCGAGGGCACCAACCUGUCCGCCAACGGGCGCGUGGCAUCGAGCAAGUGGGCCGACAAGAACGGCAUCCCAGACCUGCGCCACGCCCUCCUCCCACGCUCCACCGGCCUGUCGUACUGUCUGCAGGAGCUGCGCGAUACAGUCGAAUACAUGUACGACUGCACGCUCGCCUACGAGGGCGUCCCCGCCGGCCAAUACGGCCAGGACCUCUUCUCACUCUACGGCAGCUACUUCCAGGGCCGCCCUCCCAAGAGCGUCAACAUGCACUGGCGCCGCUUCGCCACGCGCGACAUACCUCUCGGCGACGAAGCCGUCUUCAACCACUGGCUCGUCGCGCGCUGGAGAGAAAAGGACGACCUCCUGCAGUACUACAGGGAGCACAACCGCUUCCCCGCCGACGACGCCACCGGCCUCGACGACUCGGGCAACACGGUGCAGGGCGCCGGCUGGAUCGAGACGGAGGUGCGGCCCGCGAAGAGCUGGGAGUGGGUCCGCGUCUUCGUCCCCAUCGCCGCCGUCGGCCUGUUGCUGAACGUGCUGUGGAAGACGCUCACCAUGGUGCUGAAGGUGGUGCGUUGGAAGUAG
Molecule: messenger RNA, 1302 nt
Organism: Ascochyta rabiei
Lineage: Eukaryota; Fungi; Ascomycota; Dothideomycetes; Pleosporales; Didymellaceae
Exons: 3
Coding region: 1-1302 (433 amino acids)
Cellular component (GO): endomembrane system
Molecular function (GO): acyltransferase activity
Source: RefSeq, a predicted model, not a curated record